This is a messenger RNA of Aphanomyces invadans, 916 nucleotides long. RefSeq lists its product as hypothetical. The record is from RefSeq and is a predicted model, not a curated record. Bases 320 to 715 code for a protein of 131 amino acids. NCBI's taxonomy places the organism in Eukaryota, Oomycota, Saprolegniomycetes, Saprolegniales, Verrucalvaceae. The transcript has a single exon.
GCAAAACGCACGUUUGUCGUACACACCAGUCGCACUUCUUAACGUUGGUGCCAACAACCUCGAUGUCCCCCUAUUUUGCCAAGGCGCUGCUUUUGAGGCGCGACCGUCCUCGACGUAGUCGUCCGGUGCAUCUUGAGGCUGGGAGACUUGUUUUGCGUGUCCACGCGAGCACAACGGGGUGUCAUGUUGGCCGAUUUCUCAACCCAAGUCCGGCGACACUUUGUUGACAAGGUCGUGAAGGAACUGCGCGCGGUGAUCUGGGUCGACGAACUCACAACCGCGACUGCUAAGGUCAAAAGUCGACGUGGCUUCGGACACCAUGGAUUGCCGCACGAGGUUUUGGAGUUGGCGGCGGCUGUCGGUCAGAUUCGGCGGUAACCGGUGGGGGUCGAUCGAUUUCCAAACCGUAGCAAGGCCUCGCCCGGUGCUGCCGAGUUCGUGGUCGUCGAGUUCUUUGUCUUCCAUGAUGGCAACGCUGCGGCUCGUCAUGAGGUUCUGGCUGUGGAAUAAGUUGGUGUUUAAGAUAUUGCUCUCUCGGGAAUGCAUUUCGGCACUCCGGAGCUUGUAUAUCGCUCGUUGCCAGGUCGACGUGAUGGGUCUGUCUGGCGCUGGGGAAGUUGAAUUGUUGGACGUGGAGAGCGAUGGAAACAUCGCAAAGGUUUUCAAGGCCGAUUCUUGUGCCGGCGACUUGCCCGACUGGCGAAACCAGAUGUAGCACAAACCAAUGCAGACUGUGAUGAGGACGCCGAGAAUCGUACCAAGGAUCCAUGGCAGCGGGUCCAUCUUCACGACGACCGUGAGGGGCGUCGUCGUCACGGGCACUUGGGCCGUCACGGUGUCGGCCAUGGCGAAGAGGACGACGAGCGUGAUCUCAACCUGCGUGUCGAAUCGCGAAUGGCACUUCGUCGGUACCGCC